AUGACAGUAAGAUUGCAAUACAGAUUUAACGGUGUCAAUAUUGACAACGCAGAUAAAAAAAAAGUUAUAGUUACCUUGGAAGCAUCCACAGGAUUAGGUGGGAAUGCCAAACUUCAAAAAGAAGGUAGUGCUAAUGCUUUAACAGGCAGAAAUGAUGCUAAUAAUGCUGAUGGAGCCGCUGAUGAUAUUAGUGAAUUAGAGGCUAGGAAAAUUGCUUCUUUGAUAAGCCUUAAAGAUGCAGUAAAAGCCGAAGAUACAGCAGGAGGUGCAGGAGGUGCAGCAAGACCAGAGGCUCAAGCAUGGUUUAAUGGAGCAGCAGCUAAUGACAAUUUGGUAUUAAAUUCCGCUAGUUUUACCAACAAUAAAAUUUUAGAAAAUCUUCACAUUGAUAAUGUUACAUGGGUGCCUGGUAAUGAGGCUGGUAGCAUCGCUAUUGGGGCUGACCCUGCUCAUGCCAAUAAUAUUAAAUUAGUGGAGGCAAAUGAUAAUAGUGAAAGCACUGGUGAAUUGAAAAAAGUAUUUGAUGUUAUAAAAAAGGAUAGCAAUAACAAUCCUACCUACAAAGGAUUUCCGAUUUUUAUUCGCAAAGAACAAGUGAACCUAGCAAAUGAUAACACUGCUGAUGAUGAACAAAAAAACAUAAGAGAAUUUGGUGAGGGUGCGACUGGUGCUAAUGGUAGAAUAUGUGGUGAUGUUUCAGAUAAUUGUCUUCGAGGAAAAAUUGAAACUUUUCGACAAAUAUUUACUGAUGAAAGUGAAGUAGAUAAUGUAGAAGUUGCCGAACUUGACAAUGAUGGUAAUAUUGUUGCUGGAAGUAAUAAAAAAGAUAAAAAAUACAGUGAUAUCACUAAAAAAUGUUUUGAAAUACUAGAUGCGGAUGAUAUUGAUGCAGUGGUUAAUAUCGCUUUCUUAGAAAAUGAUUUUGACGAAACAAAUGAUAGUCCUGAUCAAUUAUUGGAAAUGUAUUAUUAUGUUGUCAGGUCAGAACAGGCAAGAAAACCAACUCAAACUCCUCCUAUUCCAAACGGCAAAACAUUCAAUGAUACUAAUAAAGCCGAUUUAGAAAAAAAAGUAAAAGACACUACUUUGACAGAUGAUGAGAAAAAAGUUUACAAAGCAUUUAAAGCAGAAACUAAUAAUGAUAUUAAAAAUGAUGACGUUUACUCAGUCUUAAAUACUCUGAUUGGCAAGUUAAAAGGAGAAAUUGAUGAGCCAGAAGCAGAAUUAGAAACUGCUUACUCCAAAAAAGGCGAUACUGAGGCUGCCAAAAUUGCCUGGAAAUUUGUUAACGACCAUGCGAAGGACAAUAAUAAUAAAGCCAUGAAAGAUGAAAGUGGGGCAGCGGAUAAAAUCUUGGCAGAUGUUAAAGGAAUUAAAUUAGCCACUGAUAUUAAAACAGUGUUCGAAGACUGUAAAAAGGCUUAUGGUACCCUUACAAGCCUCGAAAAGAGUGGUCUAAAAAGCAAGUUAGAAGAUCAUAAAACAAAAAGAUCUUCUGCUUGGGGUAAAGUUAAUAAAUACGAGCCAGGAGGAAAAAAAUACGCCGAUGAAGCUUUUGUAAAAGUUGAUGAAGGUCAGGAACAAGACCAAGCAACUUUCGAUAACUAUGCCAAAAUGGAAAGUGAAAAGAAAGUGCGAGAAGAAGCAGAAAAAGCAGGACAAAAAGAUGAAACACUUGUCAAGCGAGGUCAGAUUGCUGCACACUUCAAAAAUUCUGAUAAAGACAAAGAAAAGAAGUUAUUAGAAAUAGCUGAUAAGGUUGGUAAAACUUCUAAAUAUAGUGAUAGUAAAGAUAAAAUUGAACAAAGUAUUACUGAGAUUAAAGCACAUAUUGAGUUGUUAGACAAAAUUAUCAAGGCUAAGGGUAGUGAAACUUCCGAUGAGGCUAGAAUUAGAAAAGCACUAGAAGGAUUUGCUGAUAAAGAUAAUAAAACAUGGGGAAAAACUACUACUAAAUCUUUCUUAGAAAAUUUGAAAACUGCAUUAGAAACACGAAAAUCAGAAUUAGAAUCUAAGCAAAAAGAAUACAAAAAAAAUGAUGGUAAUAAUACAAACGGCGACCCUAAGCCAUGGUGGAAAACAACAGGAGGAAUAAUUGGAAUUAUUGUAGGUAUAGUAUUAGUGCUUGGAUUGAUUGCUUACUUCAUUAAAACUAACAGCAGUGAAGAAGGUGAAGGUAGUGAUGAGGAAUAA
This is a messenger RNA of Paraglomus brasilianum, 2193 nucleotides long. NCBI's taxonomy places the organism in Eukaryota, Fungi, Glomeromycota, Glomeromycetes, Paraglomerales, Paraglomeraceae. The record is from the annotation of a GenBank genome assembly.